GCCCCCGGCCGGCCCGGCGGUUCCGGCUCCUCCCUCCUCGCCACCCGGGCCCCACCAUGGUGCUGGAGUCGGUGGUCGCCGACCUGCUGAACCGCUUCCUGGGGGACUACGUGGAGAACCUCAACAAGUCCCAGCUCAAGCUGGGCAUCUGGGGCGGAAAUGUGGCCUUAGAUAAUCUACAGAUAAAAGAAAACGCACUGAGUGAAUUGGAUGUACCUUUCAAAGUCAAGGCUGGCCAAAUUGAUAAGUUAACUUUGAAGAUUCCGUGGAAGAACCUCUAUGGAGAAGCAGUCGUCGCCACCCUGGAGGGCUUAUACCUGCUUGUUGUCCCUGGAGCAAGCAUUAAAUAUGAUGCUGAAAAAGAAGAAAAAUCCUUGCAAGAUAUUAAACAAAAAGAGCUCUCUCGGAUUGAAGAAGCCCUUCAAAAAGCAGCAGAGAAAGGCGCACACUCAGGGGACUUCAUUUGUGGCUUGGAAGGCUUUGUCUACAGGGACGUCAAGCCCGGAUGUAAACGUAAAAAGCACAAAAAACAUUUUAAGAAACCUUUUAAAGGUCACGAGCGCUCAAAAGAUAAACCAAAAGAAGCCAGAAAGGAUACAUUUUUGGAAAAACUGGCCACUCAAGUAAUAAAAAAUGUACAAGUAAAAAUCACAGACAUUCACAUUAAGUACGAAGAUGAUGUCACAGAUCCACAGCGACCUCUUUCCUUUGGUGUCACCCUAGGAGAGCUGAGUCUUCUGACUACAAAUGAGAACUGGACUCCAUGCAUUUUAAAUGAAUCAGAAAAAAUUAUAUACAAGCUCAUCCGGCUCGACAGCCUGAGCGCCUACUGGAAUGUGAACUGCCGCAUGUCUUACCCAGGCUCCAGGGAACAGAUCUUGGAGCAGCUGAAAAGUGAAAUUCUUAAAAGUAGCAAUGCAUCUCCCGUCCAUCAAUACAUUUUCCAGCCAAUAUCGGCCUCAUCAAAACUCUACAUGAACCCUCAUGCAGAAACAGAACUCAGAACCCCCAAACUGGAUUGGAACAUAGAAGUACAGAAUAUUGCCAUCGAACUGACCAAACCCCAGUACUUGAGUAUGAUUGACCUUCUGGAGUCAGUGGACUAUAUGGUUAGAAAUGCCCCCUACAGGAAGUUUAAACCUUACGUACCACUUCAUACCAACAGUCGACAGUGGUGGAAAUAUGCAAUUGAUUCUGUCCUCGAAGUUCAUAUAAGAAGAUGCACACAGAUGUGGUCCUGGAGUAACAUAAAAAAACACAGGCAGUUAGUCAAGAAUUAUAAAAACACCUACAAAAGCAAAUUAACCCAGACAAAAUCCUCUGAAGAACUACAAAAACAAAUUCAGGACUUGGAGAAAUCGCUAGAUGUUUUUAAUAUAAUCUUAGCAAGACAACAAGCGCAAGUCGAGGUGAUUCGGUCUGGGCAGAAACUAAGGAAAAAGUCUGAGACAGGCGAGAAGCGUGGAGGCUGGUUUAGUGGAUUUUGGGGUAAAAAGGAAUCUAAGAAGAAAGAUGAAGACUCUUUGAUUCCUGAAACUAUUGAUGACCUGAUGACAUCAGAGGAAAAAGAUAAGCUCUUCACUGCGAUCGGUUAUAGUGAGAGUACCCACAACCUCACUUUACCCAAGCAGUAUGUUGCCCAUAUAUUGACACUAAAGUUAGUAAGCACCUCUAUCACAAUAAGGGAAAAUAAAAAUAUUCCAGAAAUACUGAAAAUUCAGAUAAUUGGCCUGGGCACCCAGGUUUCUCAGCGACCAGGAGGACAAUCACUUAGGGUGGCAGCAAAGUUAGAACACUGGUACAUCACAGGCCUGAGGCAGCAGAACAUCGUGCCAUCACUUGUGGCUUCGAUUGGUGAUAGCUCAUCAUCCUUGCUUGAAAUUGAAUUUGAAACCAAUCCGGAGAACAGUACCGCCAACCAGUCUCUGGCAGUUCAGUCCCAGCCUGUGGAGCUCAUCUAUGACGCUAAAACCAUCAAUGCAGUGGUUGAGUUCUUUAAGUCCAAUAAGGGAUUAGAUCUUGAGCAGAUAACAUCAGCGACACUGAUGAAGCUGGAAGAAAUCAAAGAGAAAACAGCUACAGGACUUACACAUAUUAUUGAAACUCGGAAAGUUCUUGAUUUAAGAAUAAACCUCAAACCUUCUUAUCUAAUAGUUCCAAAGACAGGUUUCCAUCAUGGAAAGUCAGAUCUUCUCAUCUUGGAUUUCGGUACAUUUCAGCUUAAUAGCAAAGACCAAGGUAUACAGAAGACUAAUAAUUCAUCUCUCGACGAAAUAAUGGAUAAGGCUUAUGACAAGUUUGAUGUGGAAAUUAAAAAUGUGCAGCUUCUCUUUGCAAGAGCAGCGGAAGACUGGAAAAAAUGUCGAUUUCAGCACCCGUCAACGAUGCAUAUCCUGCAGCCCAUGGAUAUUCAUGUUGUGCUGGCCAAGGCGAUGGUGGAAAAAGACGUUAGAAUGGCAAGGUUUAAGGUGUCAGGGGGACUUCCCCUGAUGCACGUGAGAAUUUCUGACCAGAAGAUGAAAGACAUGCUGGGUUUGAUUAACAGUAUACCCUGGCCACAGAAAUCCUCUCCAGAGAGACAGGUAUCCUCAAUUCCUGCUAUUUCAGAUAAGACCAGUUGUCUACUUGGUAUGUCACUGUUACUGGAUGGAAUAGAAGAAUCAGAGUCUGAUGAUGAGUAUUUUGAUGCUGAGGAUGGAGAAACACAGAUUCCUAAAAGCUCAAAAGGGUCAGAACUCAAAAAAGUUGUGGAACCCCCAAAUGAGGAGCUCAUUAACCUCCUGCUAAAGUUUGAAAUCAAAGAGGUGAUUUUAGAAUUCACCAAGCAACAGAAAGAAGAAGAGACAAUUCUGGUGUUCAGUGUUACUCAGUUAGGAACAGAAGCUACCAUGAGAACAUUUGAUUUAACAGCGGUAUCUUACUUAAAGAAAAUCAGCUUGGAUUACCAUGAAAUUCAAGGAUCCAAAAGGAAGCCCCUUCACUUGAUCAGCUCUUCUGACAAAACUGGGUCAGAUCUUUUGAAAGUAGAGUAUAUUAAGGCUGAUAGGAGUGGACCAAGUUUUCAAAGUACUUUUGAAAAAACUGAACAAACAAUUAAGGUGGCUUUUUCAUCUUUAAAUCUGUUGCUGCAAACACAAGCUCUUGUCUCUUCUAUUAACUACCUGACAACCAUUAUCCCAUCAAAUGAUCAAAACAUGGGUGGUACCAAGGAAGUACAAAUUUCAGCUGAAAAGCAACAAAGAAAUUCAGUUUCGCAGAAAGUGAUUGCCUCCUCUGAAGGUACUGACAUCGUUGACUUCCGGCUGUUUGCCAAGUUGAACGCUUUCAGUGUCUUUGUCUGUGAUGAGAAGAGCAGUAUUGCUGAGAUCAAAAUUCAAGGCCUUGAUUCCUCUCUCUCUCUUCAGUCAAGAAAACAGUCCCUUUUUGCCAGACUGGAAAAUAUCAUUGUCACUGAUGUGGAUCCUAAAACAGUUCACAAGAAAGCUGUGUCUAUAGUGGGCAAUGAAGUUUUCCGGUUCCACUUGGACUUGUAUCCAGAUGCCACCGAGGGGGAUUCUUACACAGAUAUGUCCAAGGUGGACGGAGUGGUGUCCCUGAAUGUGGGCUGCAUUCAGAUCGUCUACCUGCACAAGUUCCUCAUGUCACUCCUGAAUUUUCUGAACAAUUUCCAGACUGCCAAAGAGGCUCUGAGUGCCGCCACAGCCCAGGCUGCAGAAAAAGCUGCCACAAGCGUGAAAGACCUCGCCCAGAGGAGUUUCCGAGUCUCCGUCAACGUCAAUUUGAAAGCGCCAGUAAUAGUCGUGCCCCAGUCAUCCGUCUCCCCCGAUGCAGUGGUGGUGGACCUUGGCUUGAUCCGAGUUCAGAAUCAGUUCAGUCUGGUGUCUGGAGAAGACUACUCCAGCCCUCCCGUGAUUGACAGAAUGGAUGUACUGCUCACAGAACUUAAGCUUUCCAGGACGGUGAUUCAGCCAGGCAGCCCCCAUCCUGAUAUCCAGCUGUUGCCCCCGAUUAACUUGGGGUUCUCUGUCAACCGCAAUCUCGCUGCGUCUUGGUACCACAAAGUACCUGUGGUGGAAAUUAAAGGACACCUGGAGACCAUGAAUGUAAACAUAAAUCAAGAAGACCUUAACCUCUUAUUUAGAAUAUUAGCAGAAAAUCUUGGUGAAGGAGCAGAAGACAUGAAUAAAGUAAAACCACGGCUCCCCAAGGCAGGUGAAAUCAAAGAGCCUCCUGAUGUCUCUACGUCACAGCAAGAUGUACAGGUUUCACAAGGUCCUCUAGCAACUGGCAUGGAAGAAGUUAAGCCUGUGGAUAUCAUCAAUGUUCUGCUGAAUUUUGAAAUCAAAGAGGUGGUGAUUAAGCUGAUGAAAAAAGCAGACAAGAAAGGAAGGCCGGUCCAUGAGCUAAAUGUCCUGCACCUGGGGCUGGAGGCUAAAGUGAGAAACUACGACCUGACUGCUGAAGCCUAUCUCAAACAAGUCAGCAUGCGGUGCUUUGAGUUCACAGACUCUAAAGGAGAACCUCUCUACAUUAUUAACUCUUCUAACGUAACUGAUGAGCCCCUGCUGAAGAUGCUAUUGACAAAGGCAGACAGGGAUGGACCAGAAUUUCAAACCGUUCAUGAAAAUACCAAACAGAGGCUGAAGGUUGCGUUUUCAUCGCUAGACCUCAUUCUUCAUUUGGAAGCACUGCUGUCCUUCAUGGAUUUCUUAUCUUCUGCUGUUCCAUCCUCCGAGGCCUCGCCUUCUGAGAGGGAGUCCAAGCUGAAACCACUCCCAGAGGAAUCUCGAAGUGUCAUGGUCCAAGCUGUGUCGGGCAACACUCGUCAAGAUGAUCUGUCUGAUUUAAAGAUCACCGCUGAAUUGAAUGCAUUUAACAUCUGUAUGUGUGAUCAGAAGUGCCGCCUUGCAGAUAUUAGAAUACGUGGCAUGGACGCCUUUGUUUCUGUGAAGCCCAAGCAGACCGACAUGUUUGCGAGACUCAAGGACAUCGUAGUGGAGAAUGCUGACUUGCAGUCUAUUCACAAGAAGGCUGUCUCUAUUUUGGGAGAUGAAGUCUUUCGUUUCCAAAUGACUCUUUAUCCUGAAGCCACGGAAGGAAAGGCCUACACAGACAUGACUAAAGUUGAUGGCAGGCUGAGCCUCAAAGUGGGCUGUAUUCAAAUUGUUUACGUCCAUAAAUUCUUUAUGUCUCUGUUGAACUUCCUCAACAAUUUCCAGACUGCCAAAGAGGCCUUGAGCGCAGCCACCACACAGGCUGCCGAGAGGGCCGCGUCCAGCAUGAAAGACCUGGCUCAGAAGAGCUUCCGCCUCCUGACUGACAUCCAUCUGAAAGCACCUGUCAUCAUCAUCCCGCAGUCCUCAGUGUCACCAAAUGCCAUCAUAGCAGACUUGGGUUUGAUCAGAGUCGAAAACCAGUUCAGCUUAAUUCCCAUGGAACACUGUCCUCUCCCCCCAGUCAUGGACAAAAUGAGUAUUCAGCUGACACAGUUGAAGCUGUCCAGAACAAUUUUGCAGGCCAGCUUGCCACAACCUGACAUUGAAAUUUUAGAACCUGUCAACAUGCUUUUGUCCAUCCAGAGAAAUUUAGCGGCAGCUUGGUAUGUGCAGAUCCCAGGGAUGGAGAUUAAAGGGAAGUUGAAACCCAUGCAAGUGGCUCUCAGCGAAGAUGACUUGAGAGUCUUGAUGAAAAUUUUGCUGGAAAACCUUGGAGAAGCAUCUUCACAGCCAAGCCCUACACAGCCGACCCAGGAGGUGGUGAGAGUGAGGAAAGAUGCUUCCAACAGAUCUGACCACCUCAAAGAGCAAGAUGUGAAAGACUCAGUGCUCUCAGAGGAUCAGGAUGUCAGUCUCCAGUUUGAUUUCCACUUUGAAUCUCUGUCCAUUAUCCUUUAUGAUAAUGAUGUCAACCAGGAACCCAAACUCUCAUUUCAUAACGACCGUCUCCGCAUCGGCGAGCUCAGGCUGCAUCUCAUGGCUUCCACGGGGAAGAUGUUCAAAGACGGCUCCAUGAACGUUGGCGUCCGGCUGAGGACCUGCACCCUGGACGACCUCAGGGAAGGUGUUGAGAGGGCCACUUCCAGGAUGAUUGACAAAAAGAAUGACCAAGAUCAUAGCAGUUCUAUGAUUGACAUCCAUUACAAGCAAGAUAAAAACGGAAGCCACGUCGACGCUGUCCUCGACAAGCUGUAUGUAUGCGCCAGCGUGGAGUUUCUGAUGACAGUGGCGGAUUUCUUUAUCAAAGCCAUGCCUCAGAGUCCAGAAAACGAGGUGAAGGAAGCACAGAUCUCUCUACGGCAGACGGCAAAGAUCAAGACAGAGAAAGAUGACUCUGUGAGGCCCAACGUGACUGUAAAGGCUCAGAUCACGGAUCCUGAAGUGGUGUUCGUGGCCAGCCUGACCAAGGCAGAUGCCCCCGCUCUCACAGCCUCGUUCCAGUGCAACCUCUCGCUUUCCACGUCCAAACUCGAGCAGAUGAUGGAGGCUUCUGUGAGGGAUCUUCGAGUGCUUGCUUGCCCUUUUCUCCGAGAAAAGAGAGGAAAAAAUGUCACCAUGGUCUUACAACCCUGUUCUUUGUUUAUGGAAAAAUGCACUUGGGCUUCAGGAAAACAAAACAUAAAUAUUAAGGUUGAAGAAUUUGUGAUUAAGGUCUCGCCCAUAAUUCUUAACACCGUGUUGACAAUCAUGGCUGCCUUGACUCCCAAGGCGAAAGAAGAUGAAUCCAAAGACACCUCUAAGGAAAUGGAAAACCUCUGGGCUAUCAGAUCCAUCACAGAUUAUAACUCCUGGUUCCUUGGUGUGGACACAGCAACGGAGAUAACAGAACAUUUCAAAGAUGCGGAGCUGCCACUUACAGAAGAAAAUUGUGCCAUUACUGUGGAGUCAGUCCAAGUCACCUUAGAAUGUGGUCUGGGCCAUCGGACCGUACCUUUAUUACUGGCAGAGUCUAAGCUGUCAGGAAACAUUAAAAACUGGACUUCUAUGAUGGCAGCGAGUGCUGACAUGACACUGGAGGUUCACUAUUAUAACGAGACCCACGCUGUUUGGGAGCCACUGAUUGAGCGAGUGGACGGGAAGAGACAAUGGAACUUAAAACUGAAUGUGAAGAAGAAUCCAGCCCAGGAGAAAAGUUUGAUGCCAGGAGAUGAUUUCAUUUUCCUCCCUGAGCCACAAAUGGCAGUCCAUAUUUCUUCAGGAGACACCAUGAAUAUAACCAUCUCCAAAAGCUCUCUUAGCGUGUUCAACAAUUUAGCAAAAGGGUUCUCAGAGGGGACUGCUUCUACUUUCAACUACUCUUCAAAAGACAGGGCUCCCUUCACAGUGAGAAAUGCCGUCGGCAUUCCCAUUAAGGUACAGCCCAAUCACAACCUCAGAGUCAUGGGCUCUCCGGAGAAGAGCGGUAUUCAUGAUGUUGACGUCGGUCAGAAUUUGGAAUUGGACUAUGCCAGUCUGGAACCUUCCCAUCGAGGGAAACGAUCAAUCCUGAGCCGUCAGGAUAGCUCCUUCUUCACUCUGACCUUCGUGCCUCAUGGAUACACAGAAGUCGCCAAAAUCCCUGUUUCCAGACCUGGGAGGCGAUUAUAUAAUGUCCGGAAUCCUGCUGCCAGUCACUCUGACUCAGUCUUGGUGCAGAUAGACGCAACGGAAGGGAAUAAAGUAAUCACCCUGCGCUCUCCUCUGCAGAUUAAAAAUCACUUCUCUAUUCCAUUUACUAUCUAUAAACAUGUCAAGAAUGUCAAGCUAUUGGAACCUAUUGGAGUUGCCAGGCCAGAAGAGGAAUUCCAUGUGCCUUUAAACUCAUAUAGAUGCCAGCUGUUUAUUCAGCCAGCUGGGCACUUAAAGAGCCAGUACAGGGAGUCCACCACGUACAUUCCCUGGAAGGAGGAGCUUCGCCGGAGCACGGAGGUCAGGAGCAUGCUGCAGUGCCCCUCCCAAGAGGUCAGCUUCCUGCCUCUGAUCGUGAACACGGUGGCCCUGCCAGAUGAGCUGAGUUACAUCAGCGCCCACGGAGAGGACUGGGACCCAGCUUACAUCAUUUACCUGUACCCUCCCCUCACACUGCGCAACUUCCUUCCGUAUUCCCUGAGAUACUUACUCGAGGGCACGGCAGAAACUCACGAGCUGGCGGAAGGCAGUGCUGCCGACGUGCUCCAUUCGAGAAUCAGCGGAGAAGUCAUGGAGCUGGUCCUGAUGAAGUACCAAGGCAAAAACUGGAACGGCCAUUUCCGCGUGUCUGCUACCCUCCCCGAGUUCUUCCUCGUGUGCUUCUCCUCCAACUGCACUGAGCCCCUGAGCCUGGACCUGUCCGUCCACGUACGGAGGGCAGGCAGCCGGAUGGUGCUGUCGGUCUUCAGUCCCUACUGGCUCAUCAACAAGACUUCCCGGGUGCUGCAGUACCGCUCUGAGGACAUUCACGUCAAGCACCCCGCCGACUUCAGGGACAUCAUCUUAUUCUCCUUCAAGAAGAAGAACAUUUUCAGCAAAAAUAAGGUACAACUCAAAAUUUCGACUAGCUCCUGGUCCAACAGCUUCUCACUGGAUACAGUGGGGAGCUACGGCUGUGUGAAGUGUCCUGCCAACAGCAUGGAGUAUCUGGUUGGGGUCAGCAUCAAAUUAAGCAGUUUUAAUCUGACACGAGUAGUUACCCUGACUCCCUUUUGUACCAUUGCUAACAAGUCGUCAUUAGAACUUGAAGUUGGUGAACUUGCACCUGAUGGCUCAAGGCCCACCAGUAAGUGGAACUACAUCGCUGCGUCCGAGUGCCUUCCAUUCUGGCCAGAAAAUUUGUCAGGCAAACUCUGUGUGCGAGUGGUCGGCUAUGAAGGGUCCUCCAAGCCGUUCUUUUUUAAUCGCCAAGACAACGGCACACUGUUGAGCUUGGAAGACUUGAAUGGGGGAAUCAUUGUGGAUGUCAGCACAGCUGAGCAUUCAACCAUCAUCACCUUUUCUGAUUACCAUGAGGGAUCUGCUCCCGCCUUAAUAAUAAACCACACGCCUUGGAACCUGCUCGAGUACAAACAGAGCGGCUCUCGGGAAGAAGUGGUCCUGUUGCCAAGGCAAGCUCGACUCUUCGCCUGGGAAGACCCAACCGGGACCAGGAAACUGACGUGGACGUAUGCAGCCAGUGCUGGCGAGCACGACUUGCUGAAGGACGGAUGCGGGCAGUUUCCGUAUGACGCCAACAACCAGAUACACUGGGUGUCCUUCCUGGAUGGGCGCCAGAGGGUCUUGCUUUUCACUGACGACGUGGCCCUGGUUUCCAAGGCGCUGCAGGCCGAGGAGAUGGAGCAGGCCGACCUGGAGAUCACCUUUUCCCUCCACAGCUUGGGGCUCUCCCUGAUCAAUAACAAGAACAAGCAGGAAGUCUCUUACAUCGGGAUCACCAGUUCUGGUGUUGUUUGGGAAAUGAAACCGAAACAGAAGUGGAAACCCUUUAGUCAAAAGCAAAUACUUAUGUUGGAGCAAGCCUAUAAGAAACAUCAAGUCUCAGGAGAUCAUGGCUGGAUUAAACUAGACAAUAAUUUUGAGGUCAAUUUUGAUAAAGUUCCCAUGGAAAUGCGCCUGCCUGUUCAGUGCCCGAUCAAACGAGACUUCUUAUCAGGAAUCCAGAUUGAAUUUAAGCAGUCUCCCCACCAGAGGAGCGUGAGAGCCAGGUUGUAUUGGCUUCAGGUGGAUAAUCAGCUACCAGGUACCAUGUUCCCCGUUGUAUUUCACCCCGUGGCCCCUCCAAAAUCGAUAGCAUUGGAUUCAGAACCCAAACCCUUUAUUGAUGUGAGUAUCAUCACAAGAUUUAAUGAAUACAGUAAAGUGUUGCAGUUCAAGUAUUUCAUGGUCCUCAUUCAAGAAAUGGCCUUAAAAAUUGAUCAGAGCUUCCUGGGAGCUGUCCUCACACUCUUCACCCCAACAACUGACACUGAAGCAGAGAAAAAACGGACAAAGUUAAUCCAGCAAGACAUCGAUGCUCUCAAUGCAGAGUUAAUGGAGAUGUCAAUGACGGACAUGUCGAUGCUUAGCUUCUUCGAACAUUUCCAUAUUUCUCCUGUCAAGUUGCAUCUGAGUCUUUCUCUGGGCUCUGGAGGUGAAGAGUCAGACAAAGAGAAGCAGGAAAUGGUUGCGAUUCACUCCAUCAACCUGUUGCUGAAAAGCUUAGGUGCCACCUUGACUGAUGUGGAUGAUGUCAUAUUCAAACUUGCUUAUUAUGAAAUCCGGUAUCAGUUUUACAAGAGAGAUCAGCUCAUGUGGAGUGUCAUUAGACAUUACUCUGAACAGUUCUUGAAACAGAUGUAUGUCCUUGUCCUGGGCUUAGAUGUGCUUGGAAACCCAUAUGGAUUACUCAGAGGUCUGUCAGAAGGAGUCGAAGCUUUGUUCUAUGAACCUUUCCAGGGUGCUGUUCAAGGCCCUGAGGAAUUUGCUGAGGGUUUAGUGAUUGGAGUAAGAAGUCUUUUUGGACACACAGUAGGCGGUGCAGCUGGAGUGGUGUCUCGAAUCACUGGCUCCGUUGGAAAAGGCUUGGCGGCGAUUACAAUGGACAAGGAGUAUCAGCAGAAGAGAAGAGAGGAGAUGGGGCGACAGCCCAAAGACUUUGGAGACAGCCUGGCGAGAGGAGGGAAAGGCUUCCUGCUUGGGGUCGUUGGUGGCGUGACUGGAAUAAUAACAAAGCCCAUGGAAGGUGCCAAGAAGGAUGGAGCAGCUGGGUUCUUCAAAGGAAUCGGAAAGGGGCUGGUAGGGGCCGUGGCUCGGCCGACGGGCGGCAUCAUAGACAUGGCCAGCAGCACCUUCCAGGGCAUCCAGAGGGUAGCAGAAUCAACAGAGGAAGUGUCCAGCCUUCGUCCCCCUCGCCUGAUCCAGGAGGACGGUAUCAUUCGGCCGUAUGACCGGCAGGAGUCUGAGGGCUGUGCUUUAUUUGAGAAUCAUAUCAAAAACUUAGAAGGAGAGACCUAUCGAUACCACUGUGCUAUUUCUGGAAAUAAGAAGACGAUACUUAUGGUCACGAAUAGGCGGGUGCUGUGUUUAAAGGAAGUGGAAAUCCUAGGCCUGUCGGUUGACUGGCAGUGUCUAUUCGAAGACUUCGUGUCUCCUCCUGCGGUCGCUAACAAUCUACUGACAAUUUCAGCCAAGGAACAAGGUCUAUUCCACAGAAAAGAUAGUGCCAACCAGUGCUGCCUCCGGAAGAUCUACUUACAGGAUCGUGCUACGGCCCAGAGAGCCUUCUGUGCCAUCGAGGAGGCCCAGUCCAUGAGGCACCAGCACAAACUGAUGAAGCAACCAUCCCUGAAACUCCUCGGACCCCAAAUACCCUUUUAGCGACAGAUGCUGGAGGGUGGGGGAUAUGAGGUGUGUGUGGGGUUGUGGACGGCUUCAGGGAGGGGAUCCCAGUUCCCGAAAGAGACCAGUCCCAGACCGGUCAGGUCUGUUAAUCACUUGCCUUUACCCUGCUAAAGAGAUUUUUUUUUUUUUCCCCUCUCUUGCUAAAGAGAAAUUUUUUAAGUAGCCCCCCUUUUAGGUAUUUUUUCUAGAAUAGUCAGUGCUGGACUUUUUUUUUCUAUUUUUUCCCCUCCUCGAGUUCUAUAACCAUAGCCACAUCUACACCACCACCUUGGAAAUGAAUCAGACCCUCAAAGAAAUAUCACUUUGAACUUGUGUGCAGUGUCCAUUAAUGUUAACAUUAAAAAAUUAAAAAGGCAUAUAUUUUUUUAAAUUUAAAUCCUUACUGAAGAAAGGAGCUUAGAGUAGCUAGUGUUCUUCCAGAGGUUCUAGGCAUGGGCAAAUGCAUUAUAUUUUCUGUAAGGAUGAUUUAUUCAGUAACUGAGCUGAGGUAACAUUUCUUUGGUAGACAAGGUGAUUGACUGAAAGCCAUGAGAGAGAGGAGUGGCAUGUCUCCUAUUUUCAUUUCCCCUCCUGAGAACUUGAGUUUUCUCCUAAUAAAAAUGUGUUUUCCACUGGU
This is a messenger RNA of Erinaceus europaeus (western European hedgehog), 11943 nucleotides long. It is a transcript of the gene VPS13C, whose product is annotated as vacuolar protein sorting 13 homolog C. Lineage: Eukaryota; Metazoa; Chordata; Mammalia; Eulipotyphla; Erinaceidae. Gene Ontology annotation, cellular component: extrinsic component of membrane. Bases 57 to 11303 code for a protein of 3748 amino acids. The transcript is spliced from 85 exons. Gene Ontology annotation, biological process: protein targeting to vacuole; protein retention in Golgi apparatus; mitochondrion organization. The record is from RefSeq and is a predicted model, not a curated record.